UAUGGGCAUUCGGGCAUGAGAUCCUUGUGACUUAGAGGAAAUCAAUGCACUUCCAAGUGUAACUAGUGCCAGGCUCUCGCAGUGCUGAAGAAAGUGGAGUUUUGCCCAGCUGUAGUGAGGCAGCUUUGUGUGCCCUCCUGGUAGGAUGAGGAAGGGUCUGGAGACGGCCAGCUGCGGGCUCAGGCUGGGAUACAUCCUGCAAAUGUGCUUCUUACCUGCCUUGGCCAUACUGACAGCCGGCAGCACUUUCGCAGCUCAAGAAUUUUCCAGACCCGGCCUGCAGGACCCACGAACAGAUGAUGAUUUCUUUCAUGAACUCCCAGAAACUUUUCCUUCAGAUCCACCAGAACCAUUGCCUCAUUUUCUCAUUGAGCCAGAAGAGGCCUACAUUGUAAAAAACAAACCAGUGAACUUGUACUGCAAAGCUAGUCCAGCCACACAAAUCUACUUUAAGUGCAACAGCGAGUGGGUUCAUCAGAAAGACCAUGUGGUGGAUGAAAGAGUUGAUGAAACCUCAGGUUUGAUAGUCCGGGAAGUAAGCAUUGAAAUAUCACGACAGCAGGUAGAGGAACUAUUUGGGCUUGAGGACUACUGGUGUCAGUGUGUUGCCUGGAGCUCUGCAGGAACGACUAAAAGCAGAAAGGCCUAUGUUAGGAUAGCAUAUUUACGGAAGACUUUCGAACAAGAACCUCUUGGGAAGGAAGUGUCUUUGGAACAGGAAGUUCUUUUGCAGUGUCGUCCACCAGAAGGGAUCCCAGUAGCUGAGGUGGAGUGGCUGAAAAAUGAGGAUGUCAUAGAUCCUGUGGAAGAUCGGAAUUUUUACAUUACAAUUGAUCAUAACCUCAUCAUCAAACAAGCAAGGCUCUCAGACACUGCCAAUUAUACGUGUGUUGCCAAAAACAUUGUGGCCAAAAGAAGAAGCACGACAGCUACAGUAAUCGUAUAUGUGAAUGGAGGGUGGUCUACAUGGACAGAGUGGUCUGCAUGCAGCAACCGGUGUGGAAAAGGCUUCCAAAAACGGACGAGAAUGUGUACAAAUCCUGCACCACUGAAUGGUGGAUCUGUCUGUGAUGGACAAAGUGUUCAGAAAAUAAGCUGCACUACCCUGUGCCCAGAGGAUGGAGCAUGGACUGCAUGGAGCAAAUGGUCUACAUGUGGGACAGAGUGCACACAUUGGCGUCGUAGGGACUGUACAAAUCCCCCACCUAGAAAUGGAGGCAAAGACUGUGAUGGUCCCGUUUUACAGUCAAAAAACUGCACUGAUGGAUUAUGUAUGCUAAGCCCAAUUUACCCUCUUUCACCCAGAACUCAUGAGCAGAAAACAGAGAAAGAAAUUGGAAAUCCUUCUGCUCCAAGCUCAGACAACGUAGCCCUGUAUGUUGGAAUUGUCAUUGCUGUCAUCGUGUGCCUGGCCAUCUCAGUCAUCAUUGCUUUGUUCGUCUAUCGGAAGAACCAUCGCGGUUUUGAGUCUGACAUCAUUGACACAUCUGCACUAAAUGGCGGGUUCCAGGCUGUCAACAUUAAAGCUGCAAGACAAGAUCUCCUGGCGAUUCCACCAGACCUAACAUCAGCAGCGGCAAUGUACAGAGGACCUGUGUAUGCUCUCCAUGAUGUAUCUGACAAGAUCCCAAUGACUAAUUCGCCUCUCCUCGACCCGCUUCCCAAUUUGAAAAUUAAAGUGUACAGCUCGUCUGGUGCUGUAACGCCUCAAGAUGAUCUUUCGGAUUAUUCCUCAAAACUUUCUCCUCAAAUUACUCAGUCUCUACUGGAGAAUGAUACCCUAAACAUGAAGAACCAGAGCCUAGCAAGGCAGACAGAUCCAUCCUGCACUGCUUUUGGAACAUUUAACUCAUUGGGUGGACACCUGAUUAUACCCAAUUCAGGAGUGAGCUUGCUGAUCCCUGCUGGGGCAGUACCUCAGGGAAGAGUGUAUGAAAUGUAUGUCACUGUUCACAGGAAGGAGAACAUGAGGCCACCCAUAGAAGACAGCCAGACACUUCUAACUCCUGUAGUAAGUUGCGGGCCACCGGGAGCACUGAUGACUCGACCAGUCAUUAUUACAAUGCAUCACUGUGCAGAGACAAAUGCAGAGGACUGGAAGAUCCAGCUAAAAGAGCAAUCUGUGCAAGGCCAGUGGGAGGAUGUUGUAGUUGUUGGGGAAGAGAAUUUUACCACACCUUGUUACAUCCAGAUGGAUUCAGAAGCCUGUCACAUCCUCACAGAAACAUUAAGCACCUAUUCACUGGUGGGACAAUCUACAAGCAAAUCAUCAGCAAAGAGACUGAAACUAGCUAUUUUCGGGCCAACAUCCUGCACAUCUCUGGAGUAUAACAUCCGGGUUUACUGCUUAGAUGAUACACAAGAUGCACUCAAGGAAGUGUUACAGCAGGAAAGAAAACUUGGUGGCCAGUUACUGGAUGAGCCUAAAACACUUCACUUUAAAGGAAGCACCCAUAAUCUCCGCCUGUCCGUUCACGACAUUCCACACUCACUUUGGAAAAGUAAAUUGCUAGCUAAAUAUCAGGAAAUCCCAUUCUAUCAGGUUUGGAGUGGAUGCCAAAGGAAUCUUCAAUGUACCUUCACUCUGGAACGCUUCAAUCUCAGCACUGUUGACUUAUCUUGCAAGUUAUGUGUCAGACAGGUAGAAGGGGAAGGACAGAUCUUCCAGCUAAACUGUACAGCAUCAGAGGAAACAAGCUGUAUUAUCGAUUAUCCUCUCAUGGAUUCAGCGAGUACCAUUACUACCAUUAUAGGACCAAGUGCUUUCAGUAUCCCUCUAACUAUUCGGCAGAAGCUCUGCAGUAGUCUAGAUGCUCCCCAGACUCGAGGCCAUGACUGGAGGAUGCUGGCACACAAACUCAACUUAGACAGGUAUCUCAAUUAUUUUGCUACCAAGCCCAGUCCGACCGGAGUGAUCUUGGAUCUGUGGGAAGCGCAAAACUACCCAGACGGGAACCUGAGCACACUGGCUGCAGUCCUAGAAGCGAUGGGCAGACAUGAGACUGUGGUAUCUUUGACAACAGCAUAUUGAUCCUACAUAGAAAAAUAACAAGACAGAGGAGCUAAUAAAGACAAAGUUACCAAGGGAAAAGGAACAUACUGAAAAGAAAUACUGACCAAUGAGUUUUACUUAUAUUAAAACAAAGACGUUGAUAUAAACCUUCUUGUAUAUUAACACAGAAAUGAAAAGGAAAAAAAACAUACAAAGCUGUAUCUCAAAUAUUAUAAACCAACCUAAUGCUCAUUCAGUGUGUGGCUUGGUAUAGGAUUUUACAGUUUCCUAGGAAACGAAAUGUAUUGCUAUCCAGAUACAUGGAUAAACUUUACUAUACAAUCCCAACUCCAAUGGACACUGUUUACAUCCACAAAUGGACGGGGGUUAUUGAUGCUGUCCCAUGACUAUUUAUAUAUUUUGUGCAAGCCAUCAGAGUGACUUUUUUGUGCCAGUCCAGGGUAUUUUUUUAGGAGAGCUACAGUAUUUUAUUUUCAGUGGAAUUAAGAUUGAUUGCACUGAUUACACCAUCAAGACUCAAAUAUUCAAUAAAUCUCCCUGUCCGGUUGCCGGGUAUAGUGUGAUUGUCUGGAAAUAGCUAAGCAGAUA
Messenger RNA from Nanorana parkeri, 3601 nucleotides. It is a transcript of the gene UNC5C, whose product is annotated as unc-5 netrin receptor C. The transcript has 18 exons. Bases 146 to 3031 code for a protein of 961 amino acids. The record is from RefSeq and is a predicted model, not a curated record. Gene Ontology annotation, molecular function: netrin receptor activity; protein binding. Gene Ontology annotation, cellular component: membrane. Lineage: Eukaryota; Metazoa; Chordata; Amphibia; Anura; Dicroglossidae. Gene Ontology annotation, biological process: netrin-activated signaling pathway.